Acaulospora morrowiae is the source of this 3441-nucleotide messenger RNA. NCBI's taxonomy places the organism in Eukaryota, Fungi, Glomeromycota, Glomeromycetes, Diversisporales, Acaulosporaceae. The record is from the annotation of a GenBank genome assembly.
AUGUCAACUGAGACGGCAUCGACAAAUUUUAUUCAAACCACGGUUGAGACGGCCUCGGGUGGCGCCAAACAAGUCGAUGCAAGCGUACAAGAAAUUGUCGAGGAUUUAGUGAAAUCUGAUGACUCAGAAAAAGCUUCUACCGAUUCACUUUCUCACCAAGCACCCCUUCUUUCGGUAUUAUCAGAUAGAACAACUUUUGUACCGGAAAUUUCUCUUGAAGCCGCCGAAGUCUUCUUUUUAAAAACACCAAAAAAAGUCUUUUUCAUAUUAUAUAUACUUAUCUUACUUGUUUGGAAUUAUUUGUCGAUGGUAUCUUUAUUGUUACUCGGUCUUGGAUGCCUAAUUGGUUAUGCUCUGAGACACGUAGUUGCAAAUCAGCCUAAAGAAAAAUUUGUGGCGGUGCAAGAGUCAUAUAUACGUCAAAAUAGUCAAAAUUCACGACAGCAAAUCAAAUCCACUGAAAAGUUUACUUUAUUGGAGCUUAAAAUCACUCCACGCAUUGACGAUUCACUUAACAAAAUACAUAGCUAUAUAAUUCGUGAUAUAGUUGAUUUUUAUUAUGACCCGAUAAAUCCCAAUAAAGAUCUGGAGUUAUCAACACAAGUACGGAAUGCUAUGAAUGCUAUAGCAAUGAACUUGGCCACAUGCCUCCAGAAUUCGGAUAAAGUUGAAUUGGGGCUCAUGUCCGGUUUUGCGAUAGCGAACACAUUUAUUGUACACUUGCGUGAAUAUAGAAAAUUUAAUGCCACCAGUAAACCUCUGGAUGUGUAUUGCAAAGAAAAUAAAUCCUCCCUUUUUGCAUACACAACGAACAGAGAGUUGCAAGCACAAACUCUCCGUUCUCUGUCACAAUUAUUGUUCGAGCGUUUCUUGCCACCAACAGAAUCACAAAGUCGUAUUUUAAUGGCAUUUCUUUCCGAACUAUUGGCAACGCAAAUCUUUGAAACCGCACUUGAAACUGUGUGUGACCAUGAUUGGAUAAAUUUGACCAUCGUCGAUUAUUUGACUGAAAACGAUCCGGGUGAAACUCAUGACACCACCUUGUUUCAGCAAUUGGCUACCUCUAUAGACGAAGAAGUGGCUGGUCUGGCCGAAAAACUACAAAAUGUCGACAAUCAGGCGGGAAUGUCAAUCGAUGAAUUAGAGAAUGGUUCUUCAUUCAAAGCGAAUUUACUUAUAGAAUCAAAUUCCAAUUUAAAUUAUGAUGAAUCAAACUCGGUCGGAAUUUAUUCAAAUGCAAGACUUCCAAAUUUCAUCUCAUCUCCCUUUCCGCCCAAUCAUCCUUUCACGAGAUCUGCUAAUUCAAUCAAUUUACAAAAAAUUCUUGAUCGGCAAUCGGAAAUGUUUGCUGAAUUUAUGGCUUUUCUUGAAGAACGUAACGCUGCUAACAUAUUGCGAUUUUGGCUUCAGGCGGAUUCCUUUAGAAAAAUUGCUUCAAAUGAAUCAGAUGUAAAUUUGAUCCAGGCGGAUGCCCUAGGAAUUUUCAAGGCUUAUUUUGGUGAAGCUGCAACAUAUCCUGUAAAGGUUGUCGACGAAAGCAUAGUUAAACAAUGUAUCCGAGAGAUUCUAAAAGCUCCAACUUGCAAUUGCUUUAUCAUAAUGCAGGAAUACAUAUUUGGUGUAUUACAAGAUUUAUAUUUCGAUGACUUUGUCAAGGCGAUGAAAGAACAAGGCGAAGACAUGAGUUUCAUGGUAAAAGAACAAGAGGCACGACACAAAGAAGUCGAACAAUAUCCGGAGGCUAAUUCAACAUCAUUGUCAAAUAUGGAACAACAUGAAGAGGUCAAGACGAACUCUUCAUUGAAUAUGCACCAGAACGAUGAGUUUCAUCGACGCUAUUAUACGGUGGACAAUUCUGUUCUUGAAUCAAAUCAUCAUGAAGCAGAAGCCUACGACAAUGCGAUUAAAGAAGUAACCUCACCAAGACGCUGGUCUGCUGCAAUUAUGGUGGAAUCGAUGGAAGAGCCUAACGACAAUUCAGCAUUAGAAAAUUCAGUUGAUUUAUCUCCGGAGGAAGAAAAUAUGGAUCAAGAGAUUGAUAUUGAUCCACAGUUUGAGCGUCAAAAAGAGCCAAUGAUGAAUCUUGACGGAGUACGGAUAAAGAUGACCGAUGUAUCUGAAGCUUCGCCUAAUAAAUAUAUUUAUUCUACGAAGUCUCUUGCCUACAUGAUUGAGGUUGUACAACCCGGUUCGACUGGAUGGAUCAUGACUCGGAGAUUUGCCGAUUUUGAGAAAAUGCACGCAUCUUUAGUAAAAGCCUUUCCAAAGGCUGAGAAAGUGACCAUGCCUCGACUUAUGCUAAAAAAAAAUCAAGAAGCUUGUAAAUCAUUGGAACGGUAUUUGAACAUAUUGUUAAGCGAUGCUUCUCUAUGUGAGAGUGAACCACUUCAAAAGUUCAUGAAAAGAGACGGACUACCAAUUGAGAAACUGGAAAAGACAAAAAGUACAAGGAGAGCUCUUUCUAUUUUGUCAGUAUCGAAAUCUGUAUCAAUGUCGAAUCUUGUGGGUGUCGUCGCAGCUUCAGCUUCAAGUUCCUAUAAUGAAGCAAAAAACCAACAGGAGUCAUUACCAGCAACAAAUCAUAAUUCCGAAGAAUCUUCACCUGAAAAAUCACUAGAAACUUCUUCUAAAAGAUCUUCGAAUAGUUCCCUUCAGAAGAAUUUGGAAGUGUCCUUAUCCCCUACUGAAAUUUCCCAAUUAGCUUCCGAUGAGACAUAUGUUAAGACUUCAGCACCGACUGAUGCUUCAGUUAUUACACGACCAAGCAUAGAAAGUCCCAUUUCUACAUCCUGGGAAUCAAGUAGAACUAUUACACCAACAGUGUCGAAUGAUUCUGGAACCUCCCCAAUAGUCAUGACAGAUAAAUCGACUUUAGAGAAAUUGAGAAUGCAAUUUGAAAUCUCGCAUGCUACAGAAUCACAACCGGAACGACGUCUGCGACAAGAUAAACAGUUAACAGUUCAGGACAAGGACCUUUUGAUCGACACAAUUUUUGCUGUUGUUGAAGAAAUAUUUGACCUGUCGGAAAAAUCUGCAUGGCAUCUCCGAAAGACAGUUCUUUCAGUUUUACGUGGGGUUGUGCGGAGAUCCUAUACUGAGGCAAUAAAAAAUUCAUUUCUGAUGACCAUCAAUUCAUUUUCAACUGAGAACUAUUGGGUGACAAUGAUUGAUAACUUGUCAAAUUCAUUUUGGCCUAAUGGGGAAUGGUCUAGUGUCGCACAGCAAAGAACUGAAGAAGAAAAAUUGAAGACCAAGGAGGAGGCAAAAAGAUUGCUUUUACAAAAGGCCGUACCUGAUUCCUUGAAACAAGUUAUGGGUUAUGAAAAUUCUCGCCUGAUGGUCGGAAGGUUGGUUGAUGGAUUUCUGGCCGAGAAAGAAGUUGUAAGGGGAAUGGGGAUCAACAUAUUGGAAGGCGUAGUAAAACUUAUUGUUGCAGAUUGA